GCAAAGCUCCGAACUCCCUGAGAGUGGAGGCAGGACAGGGGAAAAAAGAAGCUUAGGAACAGUUUUUCUGGCACACCUAAAUAUCACUGACAGGAAAAACACACACUCUCACACACCCACUUCUGGACUUGGACUCAUCUGUGGACUCCACCACCUGUCCUCUGGAGCUCAACCUGUGCCUUCCUCGCUCCCAAUCAUCCCUCUAGUCACCUCCAGCUCCUCCAAUCCCUCAGCCGCCCGCUUGGUGAGGGGGCAAAUGGCCAUGGUGCGGGCCUUUCUUGGGGGCGUUUUGGGCUGUGUCUGGCUUUCCCUGGCGCUGGGGAGCAGCAAUGUGGAUUUCGGGGCACCCCCGGCGAGCUUCUACCCCCGUUUUAACCCGUUCUUCUUCCUGUGCACCCAUCACACGGAGAUGGAAGGAGUCGGGGUGGCAGAGGGUGGUGGGGAGGUGUUGCUGACCCUCCAAAUCACAGGAAGCCCCCCUACUUACACCCCUGGACAGGAGUAUCAAGUUACCAUUUCUACUAGUGUUCCCUUUGAUGGUCUGCUGGUGACUGGCCUCUACACGUCCACACCAGUCCAGUCUGCUCCCAUUCCUGCCCCAGCUGCGUUUGGAUUUGGUGUUAUACCAGACCGACAGUUCACUGGAACCCAGUUUGUCUGCAGUGUUGUGGCUUCUCAUGUCAGCCAUCAGCCCUCCACCAGCUUCAGUUUUGUUUGGAUCGCCCCGCCACCUGGCACUGGCUGCGUCAAUUUCCUAGCCACAGCAACACAUCGAGGACAGAUCAUUUUUAAGGAUGCACUGGCCCAGCAGCUCUGUGAGCAAGGAGCUCCAACUGAGUCCCCUCUGCGACCCAAUCUCAUGGAGCUCCAUGCGAAACAUGCUGUGCUACGAGACGACUUUGACUCCAACAUGCAAGAUGAGUUGGACCCUAACAUAUGGUCAGACUGCAGUAACUGUGAGGUCGGAGAUCAGUGUGGUGUGCUGAUGCAUGGCAGAGCGGUGACUUUCUGUGAGCACUUUGGAGAGCGAGAGCUGACCACUGUACCUCUGAACACCAGCACUGCCUCAGCUCUGCAGUUUGCCCUGGGCUCGGGUUCCUGCCGGUUCAGUUACUCUGAUCCCAGCAUCACGGUGUCAUACAGCCUGAGUGGCAAUGCAAACACCUCUGAUGACUGGAUCACGCUGGAAAAGAUCAGAGCUCCUACCAAUAGCAGCACCGUCAUCCAUCUGGUUCCGCUCCCGCAUUCCUCCAGAGGCGAAGGCAUCCGUCUCCGCUGGUCUCAGGAGACCCCCCACGGGCCUGAAGGAUAUGAGUCCUGUUGGGGGCUAGACAAUGUGCUGCUGGUAAAUUCUGCCCACAGAGUGCCCCUGAUCGAGGACAACCUGGAUCCCCUGGACACAGCCAACUGGCUCUUCUUCCCUGGAGCCACCAUCAAGCACGCCUGUCAGUCAGAUGGCAAUGCGUUGUAUUUCCAUGGCGGUGAAGGAGUCGCACAUAGUUUUGCUUCGACCAGAGACAUCGAUUUGCACCGAGAAGAGGGGAGAAGCUACUGGGAGGAAGACUUUGAGUCCCCACCUUUAAACUGGGAUAUAGAAGGAGCAACAUACGGGACAAAGUGUGGAGAGAUUGAGUCAGGUGAGGCGCUGGUGUUUGAGAAGGAGGGUCGAAGAAGAGUGUGUACCCCCUACCUGGACACCACAUCUUAUGGAAACCUCCGCUUCCACUUUACCAUGGGUGGUGGUGACUGUGAUCCAGGGGAGUCACAUGACAAUGACGUGAUUUUGUUUGGAAGGUCUGAGGGCAGGAGGGAACGUUUGAUUCUCGAUACGCUUCCGUAUUCAUCUUACAGGACUCCUUCGGUAGUAUCGGUCGCGCUGCCAUCUGAGCUUCAAACACCGGUCACACAGUUCUGCUUGGAGCAGCGUUCCCACGGAGGCGCUAACCGUCAUGUGUGGGCCGUGGAUUUUAUGCAGCUGCUUCCUGUGUUGCCAGGCACACACACACAUGUUGCCCAGUUCUCCAUAAACCUUGGCUGCGGCUCCUACCAGCCUGCAAACAGUGUGAGUCUAGAGUUUUCUACCAAUCUUGGUCGUUCCUGGUCUCUGCUCCACACUGAGUGCCUGCCUGAGCUCUGUGCUGGGCCACAUCUACCUCACAGCACCAUCUACUCCUCAGACAACUACAGCGGAUGGACCAGAAUCUCCAUCCCUCUGCCCAAUGCUGCCUUAACAGAGACGACCCGCUUUCGCUGGAAGCAGUCCGGCGCUGGAACAGGCAACAUGUGGGCCAUAGACAACGUUUAUAUUGGGCCAGCUUGUCUUCGUUUCUGCUCUGGAAGAGGACAUUGCUCCCGCACAGGCUGCAAAUGUGACCCGGGCUUCAGCGGUCCAGCUUGUGAGCUUGCAUCCCAGACCUUCCCUGCUUUCCUUUCCGAAGGUUUCUCCAGCCCCCGUCUCUCCUCCUACCACAGCUUCUCCUCCCUGCGCGGGGCUGAAGUCAGCUUUGGCUGCGGAGUGCUCGCCAGCGGAAAGGCUCUGGUCUUUAACAGGGAUGGCAGGAGACACUUGGUCACUGCACCGCUUGACAGUUCCCAAGCCAGAUACCUCCAGUUCACUCUGCGCCUUGGUAGCCGCAGCAUCCUGAGCUCCUGCCCUGCUCCUGACCAGCCGGGCGAAGGUGUUUUGUUGCAUUACUCUUCAGACAAUGGCAUCACCUGGACGCUGCUGCGGCACUAUGCAUACCAAGGCUUCCACGAGCCAAGGAUUGUGUCAGUCGAGCUUCCAUCUGGUGCUCGUAAGUUUGGGGUGCAGUUCCGCUGGUGGCAGCCAUACCAUUCGGGACGUGGCCACGAUGUUUGGGCUUUGGAUGAAAUCAGCAUGACCUCUGUUCUCUUCAACACCAUCAGUCUUGACUUCAGCAACGUGCUUGAUGUCACUCAGAGUCUGGGCUUUUAUCUUGGCAAUGUGCAGCCAUACUGCCAGCAUGACUGGACUCUCAGUUUCUCCGGUGAGCCUAGUCCUGGCUUUAGCAUCCGUUAUGUGGAAACGCAGUCAAUGCAAAUCGGCGCCUCCUACAGUCUGCAGUUCUCCUUGGUGAUGGGUUGUGGCCGUGAGCCGUCACCUCACAUCGACACCCAGGUCCGUCUGGAGUUCUCCACCAAUCACGGCCUCACCUGGCACCUGGUCAAGGAGGCCUGUCUACCUGGCAUGCCGAGCUGUUCGGAGUUUACAGCUCCCAGUGUCUACCAUCCCUCAGAGUUCAAAGACUGGAGACGUGUUACGCUUUCUUUGCCUCAGAAGACGUGGUCCAGUGCCACCCGAUUCAGAUGGAUCCAGAAUUACUAUGGAGAGCAAGACGAGUGGGCCCUGGAUGACAUCUACAUCGGCCAGCAGUGUCCCAACAUGUGCCAUGGACAUGGGUGGUGCGACCACGGACAUUGCAGGUGUGAUGACGGGUUCUCCGGACAGGACUGCCAGCCAUCGUCCCCACUCUCCUCGAGUGUCCUCUCAGACUUUGAGUCCCAGGACGCACUACUAGCCACAUGGCAGGAGGUGAUUGGUGGAGAGGUGGUGGCACCUGACAUGGGCUGUGGGGUUGUCUCAUCUGGAUCAUCCCUCUACUUCAGCAAGGCUGGGCUGAGGCAGCUGGUGAGCUGGGAUUUGGACACAGAAUGGGCAGAGUUUGUUCAGUUCUACCUACGGGUUGGAGGAGACUGGGCAGAGUGCAACCAGGCAGACAGCAGGGAGGAAGGAGUCCUGCUGCAGUACAGCAACGAUGGAGGAAUCACCUGGGGCCUCAUCGCUGAGAUGUACUUCACAGACUUCACCAAACCUCGAUUUGUGCAUUAUGAACUUCCCCUUGCUUCUAAAACACCCUCCACCCGUUUUCGCUGGUGGCAGCCUCUUCAUUCUGGGGAAGGGUACGACCAAUGGGCAAUCGAUGACGUCAUCAUUUUAUCUGAAAGAGAGAAACACAUUAUCCCAAUGGCCAAUCCAACUCUGCCGCAGGUCAGUAAAACCAGGUUCCGUUGGUUCCAGGAAAGCAGCGUUUACCGAGAUGCACCCCCAUUUGCUUUGGAUGGAGUCUACAUUUCGGAGCCCUGCCCCAACCACUGCGGGGGACAUGGAGACUGCAUCUCUGGCGUCUGCUUCUGCGAUAUGGGUUACACAGUGGAGCAAGAUAGUUGUGUCCCGUCUGUAGUCAGUCCCACAGAGCUGACGGAGGGCUUUGAGGGGAAGCUGAGUCCUCUCUGGCAGAGCAUAAGCGGGGGGCAAAUCGGGGGCGGCUGUGGCAUCAUUAGCGAGGGAAAAGCUCUCUACUUCAGCAGUGCUGGAAGGAGGGAGGCACGAACAGACCCUCUAGACACCACCAACACACGGUUGGCUCAGUUCUACAUCCGAAUCGGCAGCAAAAGUUUAGGACCCACCUGCACCAGGCCACGCUCCCGCAAUGAAGAAAAACCAAGAUAUGCAGAAAGUUGGGACUUUGAAGUGACCGGCUCCUCCUUCCUCCAGUUUGAGCUGAGUAUGGGCUGCAGUAAGUCCACGUCCUUCUCCCACGGGGUCCGAUUGGAGUUUUCAACAGACUGCGGUCGCCACUGGACUCUUAUUACCCCUGAGUGCGUGCCUCCAGCCAUCGGCUGCGCUGGUUACACUCAGAGCUCUGUCUACACGUCAACCCAACACAAACACUGGAGGAGAAUCACCGUCUACCUGCCCAGUGCUGCUAAUUCCCCCAGAACUCGGUUCCGUUGGAUCCAGACCCACUUCACCCCAGGAGCAGAGGGAUGGGCGCUAGAUAAUGUGUUACUUGCCCCCGGUUGCCCAUGGAUGUGCUCUGGACAUGGGCUGUGUGACAAUGGACGCUGUGUAUGUGAUAAAGGGUACGGAGGAGCGCACUGUGUACCUUUGGCCCCGCUGCCGUCGGUGCUAAGGGAAGACUUUAAUGAGAAUCUGCAACAGGAGACCUGGCCUGAAGUUUAUGGAGCAGAGAGAGGGACCCUCAGUGGGGAGCCACUUAAAUCUGGCACUGCUCUUAUUUUCAAAGGAGAUGGACUUCGUAUGAUUGUUUCAAGGGACCUAGACUGCUCUAACACUCUCUACAUCCAGUUCUCUUUCAAGUUUAUAACCAAAGGAGUCCCGGAGCGCUCCCACUCGGUGCUGUUGCAGUACUCUGUAAAUGGAGGAAUCAGCUGGCUCCUGCUGGAUGAGUUUUACUUCCCAGCUUCCACAGACACUCUGUUCCUCCACUUGCCUCUGCCACCCAGUGCUCAGACCAAUGCCACCCGUUUCAGACUGUGGCAGCCUUACAACAGCGGUAAAAAGGAAGAGGUGUGGGUGAUAGAUGAUCUCAUCAUUGACGGGAGCUCCAUACACAAACCACCGAUGGUAAUCGACACUUUUGAGGAAGGCCCCAAUGAGGAGAACUGGCUUUUCUACCCUGGUGGAAACACUGGCCUCUACUGCCCCUACCAGAAGUCCGGCCUGGAAGAGGAUGAGUCAGCCAUGGUGUUCAUCUCCAGUGAGCUUGGAGAACACUCUAUCACCACCAGGGACAUUGACGUCAAUGAGAACACCAUCAUCCAGUUUGAGAUCAACGUAGGCUGUACAACUGAGAGCUCCUCGGUGCACCCAGUACGCUUGGAGUUUUCCAGGGACUUUGGAGCUACUUGGCACCUUUUGGUGCCGCUGUGCGCUGGCGGUCCUCAGCCCUCCUCCCUUUGCUCUACAGAACUUCAUCCUGCCAGCGUAUAUUUCCCCGGGACUACACAUGGCUGGAGGAGAGAGUUAAUCCAUGUUGGCAAGUUUCGCCUGUGUGGGUCAAUAAGGUUCCGCUGGUUUCAAGGUUUCUUCUCAGCUGGUUCUGCUCCUCCAACAUGGGCACUAGAUAACGUGUACAUAGGCCCACAGUGUCAGGACAUGUGUAAUGGUCAUGGGGCAUGUGUGAGCGGCACUCAUUGCGUCUGUGACCCUGGUUUCUCUGGACCGGACUGCUCUCUGCCCGAUACCCCCAAUCCAGACUUCCUUAAGGAGGACUUUGAAGGAGGAGCGGUGGAUGCUGAGCAUUUCACACUUCUGAGUGGAGGUAAACCAUCCAGGAAAUGUGGCAUCAUGUCCAGUGGAAACCACCUGUUCUUUAGCGAGGACGGUCUACGCAUGUUGGUUACAAAUGACAUGGACCUCUCAAAUGCAAGGUUUGUUCAGUUCUUCCUCCGUCUCGGAUGUGGCAAAGCGGCACCGGACCCUCGUUCUCAGCCUGUGCUGCUGCAGUUCUCUGUGGAUGGAGGUCUAACCUGGGGGCUCCUGCAGGAGUUUCUCUUCAGUAAUACCAGUAAUCAGGCUCGACUGGUGGCCUUGGAGAUCCCGCUGCGUGCCAGAACCACAGCUACCCGUCUGCGCUGGUGGCAGCCGUCUGAAAAUGGGCAUUUUUACAGCCCAUGGGUCAUAGAUCAGGUGGUAGUGGGUGGUAGUGCUAGUGGCUGGGGACCACUCGAAGAUGAUUUCUCCUCUAUCGACGGGCGCUCAUGGCUUCUCCACCCUGGCGGAACCCGAAUGCCAGUCUGUGGCUCUGACGGGCCUGCGUUCGCAUUCAUUGAGAAGUCUAACACACGAUAUGCUGUCACUACUGACAUUAGUUUGGGCCAAGAUGCUUUCAUCCAGUUUGACUUCUCUGCAUCCUGCUCUGUCACCAAUUCUUGCUACUCUGUGGAGUUGGAGUAUUCUCUGGAUUUGGGUCUGAGUUGGCACCCUUUGGUCCGGGACUGCCUGCCUACAAGUCCAGACUGCUCCUCCUACACUUUGCAGCGGAUUCUUGUUUCAGAUGUCUACAACAAGUGGGGCCGCGUCACUUUGUCUAUUCCAUCAUAUGCAAGAUCUCCAGCCACAAGGUUCCGCUGGUUCCAACAGGCUCCCUUUGAUAAGCAGCAGACAUGGGCUCUGGAUAAUCUCUACAUUGGUGACGGUUGUCCUGACAUGUGUUCUGGACACGGACGCUGCCAACAGAGCUCCUGUGUAUGUGACCCAGAGUGGGGAGGAGAGUACUGUGACGAGCCGGUGCUUCCUCUGCCGUCUCAGCUGAAGGACAGCUUCAGUCGAGCUCCCUCACUCAGUCACUGGCACGUCCUCACCGGUGGGAAGCUCAGCUCUGUGUGUGGAGCUGUGGCUUCUGGAGCUGCCCUGCACUUCAGUGGGUCUUGUACCCGUCAGCUGGUGACAGUGGACCUAAACCUGACAAAUGCAGAGUUCAUCCAGUUCUACUUUAUGUAUGGCUGCAUGAUCCCUCCCAGCAAUCGCAACCAGGGUGUCCUCCUAGAGUACAGCUUGAAUGGGGGAAUUAACUGGCAUUUACUGACAGAGAUCUUCUAUGAUCUCUACACCAAACCUGGCUUUGUAAAUGUGCUACUGCCCCCUGCUGCACGUCAGGAAGGAGUGCGGGUGCGCUGGUGGCAGCCACAGCAUGAUGGUGCAGACCGAAGCGACUGGGCCCUGGAUAACGUCCUGAUCGCAGGCUCAGACCCAAGGGCCCAGAUCUCUGACACAUUCGGAGGGGUGGCUCUGCCUAACCACGAAAGAGCUCCCGCCGAUGAAACGUCAGGGAGGUUUGGUCAGCUGAAUGAACAGGGAGAAACACCAAUAGUGAGCGAUCAUUGGCUUUUCUCUGAGGACUGCUCUGUGCAGCGCUUCUGCAACUCUCCUGAUGGGGUGAUGGUGUGUGGAAAUGCUGAUGGUAGAGAAGUUUAUGCAGUCACACAUGAUAUUGUUCCAGACAAAGGCUGGGUCAUGCAGUUCAAGAUUGCUGUGGGCUGCAGUGUUCCAGACCGACCGGCUGAUCGACAGGUUCACGUUCAGUAUUCAGUCGAUUUUGGAGUCACAUGGAAGUACCUGGUCCCUCAGUGCCUGCCCGCUGACCCCCGCUGUGGUGGUCAGGUGUCCCAGCCUUCAGUCUUCUUCCCUGCUGAGAGCUGGAAAAGGGCAGUCUAUCCGCUGCCAGACAGCCUGGCUGAAACUGCAGUGCGAUUUCGGUUUUACCAGCAGCACUCUGACAUUCAGUGGGGGGUAGAGAACCUGUACAUCGGGCCGCCUUGCAACAGCCACUGUGGAGGACAUGGAGACUGUUUGGAUCAGCGCUGCAUUUGUGAUCCAGGAUUCACAGGACCAAACUGUUAUGCCAGUUCUGCACUUAAGGUAGCUUAUAAUCGAAUAUAUGUCACAUUUAGAGAAAGAAUUAAGCUUAGAUAUAGUUUACAGUGUGUGUCGUGGACACUGCUACAUGAGAUGGAUUACCUCAAAUAUGUGUCAGUGAGGAGAGAUUAUAUUGUUCUACCAGAGGGGGCUCUAACUAACGCUACACGCCUGCGAUGGUGGCAGCCUUUCACCAUCUCUUCAGGCUUGGCUACCCCAAGCCUAGAAAGAGCUCAGUGGGCAAUAGACAACAUCUUGGUUGGAGGAUCCGACAUCAAUCCAUCCACACUUCUGGACACCUUUGAUGAUGAGGGCGUUUCUCAUGAAGAAAGCUGGAGCUUCUAUCCUAACGCCGUGCGCACCGCUGGCUUCUGUGGAAAUCCCUCAUUUCACCUCUACUGGCCGAACAAAAACCAAGACAGGACACAUAACAUCCUCGCUACCCGAGAGCUUAUAGUGCAGCCCGGAUAUAUUUUACAGUUCAAAAUCGUGGUUGGCUGUGAGGCAGACACAUGUGAUGACCAUCACUCUGUCCUGCUACAGUACAGAAAAGACGCACGGUAAGAUUCAAAGCGAAAAACCCAGCAUGAAACAUUUAAUGGCAUUAGAUCAUGUUUCCUCUGCAGGGAAGCGAGGGUUAAAGGGGUGAUGCUGAGAUGGUGGCAGCCAAGACACGACGGUGCAGGACAUGACCAGUGGGCGUUGGACCAUGUGGAAGUAGUUCUUGUCAGCACGCGUAAACAAAACUACAUGAUGAGCUUUGCCAGACAGACCGGGAUGCGUCACUACUACAGCCGCAAGCGGCGGGCACUGCAGCAGCAAGCCUGAAUUACCCCCACCCCCUCAAGAAGGGAUCUCUGAGCAGCCAAUCACACAUCACCCUGCCUUGCACAUCCCUAUCCUCCUGACCGCAUAUCACCCUGUUGUGACCCGUCCAUCGGUGGAUUCUCUCUUUCCAUUCGCCGCCACAUUCUUCACCGAGCCGUGGCUUUCUCCACCAAACAGAUCGGCAAGAAUCAUACUUCUACUAGCAAAGGACUAAAGCAGACAUUUGGUUUACUUUCAUGUUCCAGAAAAGACCAUCCAUUUUUCUAUUUUUUUUUGUUAUUGUUGCUGUCUUUCCUUGAGAUCCUAAUACCACAUGCGGUACCCCUCCCUCAGGCCACCUCCAUCACCUUUUUCCCUCUUUUCCUACCACACUGUGAAAUUAUAAGAUGAUAUAUCACUGCUGAACUUACCAGCUGGUUGGAAGGUAGCCUCCCAGUUCCACUGAGCCACCGAGGGAGAGGGAGGGCCCCUCCAAAGCUGCCAAACAGUAUGCCAGGAGGACACACAGCGACCAUAAGGAGGAAUUACAAAGAAGAAACUUCAAAAAGGCAAACGAAAAAAAGAGCAAAAAGAUGAAAAACAAAAAAAAAAAAUACAGUGUUCUUGGUGUUCUGUGUGUUUGUGGAUUAAUUUUGUGAUAAGUUGAUAAGUGGUGUUCCGUUUGUUUGUUCGUUUUCUACUAAUUCAUAUGAUAUUAUG
Cyprinodon variegatus (sheepshead minnow) is the source of this 9709-nucleotide messenger RNA. It is a transcript of the gene reln, whose product is annotated as reelin. The record is from RefSeq and is a predicted model, not a curated record. The transcript is spliced from 55 exons. Gene Ontology annotation, molecular function: lipoprotein particle receptor binding. Lineage: Eukaryota; Metazoa; Chordata; Actinopteri; Cyprinodontiformes; Cyprinodontidae. Gene Ontology annotation, biological process: neuron migration; central nervous system development.